Molecule: messenger RNA, 9675 nt
Organism: Pochonia chlamydosporia 170
Lineage: Eukaryota; Fungi; Ascomycota; Sordariomycetes; Hypocreales; Clavicipitaceae
Product: fermentation associated protein
Exons: 2
Coding region: 1-9675 (3224 amino acids)
Biological process (GO): fermentation
Cellular component (GO): membrane
Source: RefSeq, a predicted model, not a curated record
AUGACGCCGGUCGACGCGAUUCUGGAAGCACGAGACUCCCGGCCAGGUUUCAAUUUCGAAUUUCUCAUCUUUUUCAUCAUCUGCGGUCUGCUGGCCAUCUUCUUCCUGCUGUAUUUUAACCGACUGUUCGCAUCCAUCGUCUCAUACGGCAUUCGGACAUAUACCUGGCACACAUACCGAGUCUACAUUGAUGUCAAAGCAAUCCAGGUCUCUCUCCUCGGCGGCCGAAUCUUCUUCACCGGUUUACGCUACCACGGGUCCAACGAAUCCUUCCUCAUCCAACAUGGAGACAUUACCUGGCGAUAUUGGCUGCGACGAGUACGGGACCUUGAUAUCAAUGUCUCAAAUGCUUCCGAUAGCUCCUCGGUAGCUGGAAGUCAAAAGAACUCCAAUCUGCCGUGUAGGAUACAUGCCAGGCUUGUCGGUGUCGAAUGGUUCGUUUACAAUCGGAGCCCGGCAUAUAACAGUGUCCUCGAUGGCCUGCUCAACGUCGAUUCGCCGGGAUCCAAGUCCAGUGAUAUCUAUAAUGAAAAGGACGAAUCCGCUCUGAGAUUCAGAAAAGGUCACCAAAACGGCUCAGCAGAAGGAAACUUUUAUACAGGCGAUACAACCACCAAUGUACCAGACUCGGAGAAAGCAAGUCAGCCUCAGCCGUCCCCUCCGGACCGCUCUUCCACGGCUUCCCACAGUGUCAACGAACGUGCAUGGAGCAAUGAAGCCAAUAAUUCUCUCCCCGCAAUGCUUCAGCUGUUACCGAUUUCAGUGGAAUGCCAAAAGCCCGCUCUUGUGGUUGGCAAUGACAACACCAAAGCCAUUCUCAUUGUGAAAGCAAACUCGGCUACAACGAUUGUAGACGCAGGUCACACGAGAACAGUGGAUUUGUACCGUCAGUUAUUCAAAGUCGAAUUUGAUCAUCCUGUGGUUGAAAUGCGAGAGAACGACGAAUUUAAGGAAGACCAAGUUUCUCGAGCCACUCGACAAAGGGAGGACGCUUCAAGCCAGGAAACGCCCGCACAGCGAUCUUUCUUCAGACAUCGUCGUCGCAAGGUCUUACAUUCACUCAGGAACCUUGUUCCGUACUGGCGUCGUUCUGUCGAAUCCUUUUCCACCGAUUCAAGAGCAGCAAUCGGCACAGGUGUAUCCCAAAUUCCCGGCUCAAGCCACUGGCAGGGUCUAUCAAGGUACCUAGACGACAGAUAUCAAGAUGAUAAGGCAAGGUGGUCUUCUGUUGAAUAUGGUGCCGUCAAUACGAUACUUGACUGCCCAGCUGCAAUGCUUACAAUUUAUUGGGAUACCGUCGUCAAAAUUACAGACACGGCUCGCCAAAACAACAGUUCGAGCUUUCACACCAGCAUCAACGGGACAGAGCCUCCAGCUUGGGGAAUGACUUUGUCAGUCAAGGGCGGGACGAUGAACUACGGCCCAUGGGCAGACCGCCAACGGGCAGACUUGCAGCGCGUCUUUUAUCCCACGCUUUGUAAAGACGCAGUUGCUGCUGAGCCAUUACCGGCCGGAUCCUGGAGAGUUGCGACGCAAUUCAAGCUUUUUGUUGAAUUGGACGAUGCUGUCACUUUACGAGUUCCAACUAGAGAAGAAUCCAAGAAUUGGCGCUGGCGUGGAAAAGAACCGCCAAUCGGCCGACAAGGUGCGACUGGCAAGAAAAGACGCAACAAGAACAAAAAGAGCAAAGGCGAUGCCCAACCCGUUCGGCCGGCCGGUUGGCUAGAGAUCAAGGUGCCCUCCAACUCUACCAUUUCGUACUCAAUGGACAUGCUUGGUCGGUCAACAGGGUACCAGAAUCGCUUAGACAUUGAUCUACCAAGCACAGAACUUUGGAGCAGCGUCAAUCACGAUUUGAUGUGGAAAUCCGGAGCACAACGCAUUUCCUGCGACCUUUCCAAUCCUCUGACUUGGAAUACACUUCGAAACUGGCAUUUCAACAUAACCUGUGACGACAUGAAGCUUUAUCUCCUGCGAGACCACAUAUUCCUUCUGAUCGAUCUGGUCGACGACUGGGCCACCGGGCCACCCUCCGAAUAUCUCGUAUUUACACCGUACAUAUAUCACCUGAAAUUAAACCUGCAAAAUUUACAACUAUAUCUUAAUGUUAAUGACGAAAACAUCAUCGAUAAAGCCACGGCCCUUGAUGAUAACACGUAUUUGAUCCUAUCUAGCCCUCUUCUGAAAGCAGAAACCUCGAUACCCCUGGAUAAAUUUCGACCGAACAGUAAUGCUAUUCCGUUUGACAUUCGAACCGACACGUUUGAUCUGACACUGCACGCCCCGCAGUCCAACACGCAGGCCGCCUUUUUGAGAUCCAAUGAGCUUGGGCACGGGGAGGGCCUCACCGUUACUGGCAGCUAUGAAUACAAUGCCACAACUUCACCAGCAAAUACAGAUACCCUGAUACUCAAUGUGCAAGGGCAAUCCCCAUAUGCGUAUCUCUACGGAUUCAUUAUAAGAUAUGUAAUUCUUCUCAAGGACAACUAUUUCGGUGAUUUUGUUCACUUCCGAACACUGGACGAAUACCAAGAACAUUUGCAAUUAGAGGCCCAGAAGUCCAACCCUGACACCGUGCCUCGACCUCCGAACAAAAAGUCAAAUGAUCUCGAUGUCAUUUUGUCCGUCAAAGUCGAUGAUCCGCGUAUUUUUCUACCCACGAAUCUGUAUUGCGCCAACCGCUUUCUGCAAUGCGAGCUUGCCAACCUGUCCGUUGAUCUGCGUUUCACAAACUAUUACAUGGACAUGGAGCUCUUGCUGAGCCCUCUCAGCCUGUCCAUGGGCAACCCGAUACUCUCGCCCGACACUGUCAACUCUUCCUACUCCAAUACACAGCUAUUUGUUGACGGAGUACGCGUUUUUGGCCAUCGUACAUUUGGCCUGCCUCCUUCAGAGCCUACAUAUCUUUGCAACUGGGACGUAUCAGUCGGCGUGGUGGAUGGCGAAUGCUCCGCAGAUUUUCUAACCUCGUUGGCUAAAGGUGGUGCGGCGUUUGGAUUCAUGUUUGACGACGUUGAGAAUGCUCUCGUACCGUACUCUUCUCUCGUCUUCAAUGACGUCACAUUCGUUAGAGUUGAUGUCGCUUCUCUUCAUUUGUGGCUACACGUCGAUGAAGCUGCAUUUCUACUGUCAACGGGACCCAUCGAAGUGCGAAGUAACGAUUGGGGUGGUGCUCAUUACUCGAAACGCGCCAACAUUGACAUUCCUAACAUAGAAGUGUCCUGCGUGAACGCGGAAUCCGCUGCCAGGCAUACAUCUCGGCGUCAUCACCAAGUAGACACUGUGGCUUAUUUCAAAACUGACAUUCAUCUUGCGUCUAUUGGCCGCAAGUUUCACUUCCACAAAGAGCUCAAGAUUCAGCAAGAUUUGAUCCGGAGAGAAGAUCAACGUACGGAAAGAACCCCAUUUCUCCUGCGACAGCAAAAUGACCCUGAAUUCGUCCCGGAACCGUUUGAUCCUCCAGCACAAUGUGCGCCACCGCCUGCUUUCCCGGUUACAGAACUGGACGAUGGUGACGAUCAGGCAUCCUACAAAAGCGAUGGAACCUCUCGGUUUUCUAAUCGGUUGCGGCGUCAAAGCUCGUUCUUGUCCUUCUCCAGCUCUAGUACCGGCAGUAUACGUGGCGCCCGAAGUCAGCCACGGAGCCAACCGCGGAGCCGUGCCCGAUCAAGGCAGACGGCGUUGUCGACUCAAUCCAGUGGUACAGAGAAGGAACGUCGAGUGUCAGGCCAGAGAGGAAGUGUGCUGUCUUCGGACCUACGCCUCACUGCAAUUCACCAGCCCGGACGGGAUCGAACAUACAAGGACCAUGUUGAGCAUUCGUCGGUUGCGUUUUCUAGCCAGUACUUUGCUCCGCACUUUCCGCUGGAGACCGUCAGGCCUGAUGGCCGUGAAGCUACGUUUGAGGAAGCAGAGGUGGAUAAAGAUGACGAUUUCUUUGUUCCGGAUGCUUCCCUUGACGAUAUAAACCCGUAUAAUCUUAGUGAAAAUCAUGCUCAGGCUAGCACCAUGAUUGACUUUCCCACCGGAAUUACAGCCUUUAUGAAUCCCGAAGCUGUGCGCUAUGUCAACUCUCUUUUGUCGGCCAUGCAGCCAAGCGAGCCGGACGACAUUCUCGAUUCACUCCAAACAGAUGCCAUAGGAGACAUUUUCACCGAGAAAAAGAAGAGCCACAUUACGGGUUCCAUGCAGGAACUGUUGGUAAAACUGCCAAAGGCGAACAUUCGAUUUCUAAACUCAUCGACUUUGGACUCUCCAGACGCCAAUCAAGAAGAACAGGACCAGUACGACAUUCGCAUAUCCAAGACUUUGCUCAUCACUCGUACCGUCAAGGAGGGUACUGGUGAAACUGCAACCUCGCGCACUUCGCUUCACUUCCGCCUCAAAUCUGCAGAGAUGUCUGCGUCUGAACGGCUCUCUUCAAUUGAAACACCUCAGGCCGCGGUCAUGGUUAACGUCAACGACGUUCGAGUAUCACUGGGUGCAAAGGACAUAACAUAUUUUGAUGCUGAUGUUGGUUCAAUAGUCGGAAGCACUGCGUCUGGAAAGGUCGAAUAUUUGGCAUCCUUGAUUCACCGCACGGGUAGCAUAGCCACGGAAUUAGGCAGUCUCCUGUCUGAAACAGCCUCCCGUCAAGACAAUCGAACCAAGUACUUGAUCUCCAGGCUGUUGCAAGAGGGUCAUGCUACAAACGAUCCGUCGUUCCUUAUUCGACCUUCAGCAGUGCUGCGAUCCGCUCACGAGCACAUGAGAACGGUUGACUCAUGGAAGCUAAUGAUGCGUCUGCGACAAAUCUGGGCAACCAUGAGCCAGGGUAAGAAGCUGGACAUCAUCAACACAUGCAGAGAUGAUCCACCAGAAGUUCAACCCAAUGUCGCCCAGCAAGUUGUUUCCGCGUUUCAAAAGUGGCGAAGCUGGGAUUUGGAGGACCCUUCCAAGGCCGUUCUCAUCAAGAAAAUAUUUGGGAAAGCUGUCGGCCACAAGGAAGAGCCGUCACAGGAAUACCCUCUUCUUGGAGCUUGCCGAUUGGGCGAACUUCAGUUUGUGUUGGAUCCGGGGCCGAAGCAAAACAACAUUGGAUUUAUUGACCUGACCUUGAGAGUAGACAAGCGACCACCAGGGCAGCAGGAUGUUCUUCCUGAAAUCACAGAUUUCCGUGGGCCGCUGACAAUUUUGAAUCUCUGUUGCGGAGAAGCUGCCAUUCACUUAAACUGGGAGCUCUGCGAGUUGGCGGAAGACGUUCUGCGUCUGUAUAACAAGGCCCAAGUUCCAGGAUUGCAAGCGGCCAAGACACACAAGAAGGCAGCGGUAAGGUCAUCCCAGGUGCCCGCAGCAUAUCAUGUGGUGUUCGAGGUGAUUAAAGGAUCCAUCGAGGCAGAAACUAUCAACUUGACAGCAAAAUCCCUCAGCGAUGGGCUGACAACGUCCAUUUUACUCUGCAAUACUGGCGAGGAGCUGAGUGUGGCAAAUGCCAUGCUGAAUUGCAAGGCGGUUACAUCGAAGCUACAAAGUCAUGGUCAUGUGCUCAGUAUUUUGCAAAUCCAACAGCCGAGCGUGUUUGCUGCACAUGAGCUGCAGACAACAGGAGACAUCGAUGCGCAUGUCAUCAAGGUGUCGGCAAGUUCUGAAAGUCUGACUUUACGAGUCAAACAAGAUCCUAUUGGCCUUUUAGAGGUGCUCGAUUUGCUCAUCCGAGAUGAAGCCGCUCAGAUGUACAGACUUAAGGACCUUAUUCCAUCAUCUCCAGAUGGGCCAAAGAAGCGAGAUAAGAUCAAGAAGCGUAUUGCCACAUUUGUGGUCAAUGUUGCCAUGUUCCUCGAUGGAUAUACCCUCAGCAUGCCGCUGCUGCAGUCUCUGACAUAUAAGAUCACAGGUUCUGGGGCGAGAGCAUCAUGCGCCGCCAAUUUUGGGAAGGAAAUUGUGUUUGACUUCGAUAUCAAAGAAAACUCCCAUGAGAUGCAAAUCAACGUGAAAGACGAGCCACAGAGCAUUUCAUUGCUGGAAAUACCACCAGCAAACGGAAGGAUCACAAGUAACAUGCAGUCAACUCAAAACGCCAUCAGUGUCUUGGCAUCCAUGGAAGUCAUCCGCCUAGACGCAUCCGCCAUCUACAGCUUGCUAACGGCACUGAACCGCCCUCAGAUAUCUGGAGCAAUUGAUGAAGUUCAACAACAAGUCAAGAUCAUCAAGGGCCACAUCACAGAGACUUUUGGCGCCAAAGGGGAGGCCAAGGCUUCCGAUAUGCCCCCUGCUUCAUCUUCAUCAACUUCUGGCAUGGUUUACAACGUUCACCUGGCGUUGGCAGGGCUCCGAAUCUUGGCAAAGACGCCCCUCAAAUCGAUUGAAGAACCCAUGGCGCAGAUCCUGUUUGCCUUGGACAAGGUCACUCUGCAGGCUUCAAACCAACAUAACUCAAAUGCUGCUCCUCUGAAAUAUCCUGAUUUACAUGUCAAUCUGCGCCAAAUCAGCCUCGAUAUCUGCCGUGGCAAGGAGGGUGCGCUGCGGUCUUGUGGCAAUCUGACAACUGGCAUCAAUGUAUCCGCAAGCUCUCAACGCGGUGAUGACGGCAAAGAGGACUGGUCAUUACACUUCCGCAACGAUAUCCUGACACUAGAUCUCUCUCCAGAAACUGUUUCAACCGUUGUUGAUGUUGUCGGUUACAUGGGAUCCAAAAUUAGAAAUCUUGAUACAUCCCGUGAGUUGGAAUAUCUCCGGAAGUUGAGACAAUCAAAGCCGAAGAUCAAGAUCAACGAUGACAAAGAGGACUGGGGAGAAGAGACGGACAUUUUUGAGUCUGUUCUGUCAUCUAUUACCUACCGCUUUGAGCUGAGAAACAUUCGCUUCUGCUGGGAUGUGGCGGAUGAAACCAUUGACCAGGAUGCCACAAAGGAGGAUCUUGUCUUAUCCAUCAAGUUGAUUGAGUUUGGUACCCGAACCAGGAAGUCCGCGAGACUAACGAUUGAGGAUUUCCUCCUGCAAACGGUGCCUCCUGGUCAGGACAAGAGUAUCAGAUCAUUGCACUCUGCGCUUUUGCCAGAAGUUAUGUUCAAUGUCGCAUACAUAUCGACCGCGGACGCUCGUCGCAUGGCCUUCCAAGCAGUUGGAGACUCUCUCGACCUUCGAUUAACUUCGGGAUUUAUUGUGCCGGCUGCCAAUCUCAUACAAUCUAUCUCCUUAUCCAUGAAGAAUGUGCAAGCGGCCUCAUCACAGUGGACAAUCGAAGGGCCAGCAUCUGCCGAACACGCUGCACCCAAGAAGACUGAAGACACCGCACAGUCCCCUCGGCAACGCAGCAUGUUUGGAAACAAAAGGCUGGAAAACCUGCUCGUGGAUGCGGACUUUGCAGGUGCUGUUGUAUACGUAUCGACCAAAAGAAAUGCCAGCAGUGCAGUACCUGAAUCUAAAUAUGGCCAACCAUCUUUGGCAGGCAAAUAUGGCCAGUUCAGUGCCGAUGAUUCAGGCUCCGGUGCCGUCCUGCGCAGUCCAGGCUUGGCAGGGAAGGCCGAAUACUGCGACAAUGGCAAGGAAGAUCCCUCUCUCUACGGCGAGCUCAAAAUUGACGCUUCAAACAAUAUUCUGUAUCCCUCGGUCGUUCCGUUGGUUCUGGAUAUCUUGUCAUCAGUAAAACAAGUCGUCAGUGACAAGGACGGCACCGAUACUGAUGCGGAACGAAAAGCAGAGCAACCCGAUCGGCCGAAGCUGAAACCAACCAAGUCUGGUGAUGAGGAUAAUUUCCUUACUGUCGACCCAAGUACUGUGCUCGGUCGCCUAAGACUAAAUUUGGGAUUGCGUAUCUGCCGACAAGAGUUUUCGCUGAGUUGUCAGCCCAUAGCAAGGGUUUCUGCUACAACUUGUUUUGACAACAUGUACUUCACCCUCAAUACCGUCACGUCGCAGGAACAAGGCAACUUUUUCGCCAUCUCUGGCGUGAUCAACAAGCCGCAAGCAUCCGUCCAGCACGUCUAUUCACGAGAUUCUACAGCAAGCUUUGAGCUUGACUCCGUCACGAUUUCUUUCAUGAACAGCAAGCAUUUCAGUGGCACGAGUGGUGUUUCUGCCAUUUUGAAUGUCAGCCCAAUGAAAGUCUCGGUCAAUGCGAAGCAAGUACAGGAUUUCUUACUGUUCCGUGAAAUUUGGUAUCCAGCAGAGUUGCGACAAAAGUCCGUGGUUCAGGUUCCCAAGAUGGAGACUGAAUCAUCACAAGCACACCUUGUACAGCGGUAUCAGGAGGUUGCAGCAACAGCAGCUUUCCCUUGGACGGCAACGAUAUCUAUCGCAGCACUCGACGUCAGCAUCGACCUCGGGCAGUCGAUCGGCAAGUCAGUAUUCCAGAUCAACGAAUUUUGGGUGUCGUCCAAGAAAACGUCCGACUGGGAGCAGAAUUUAUGCCUUGGCUUCAAAAAGGUCGGUGUGGACUGCACUGGCCGCCUAAGUGGUUUUAUAGCUCUGCAAGAUUUUAGGCUACGAUCAUCAAUCAAGUGGCCACAGCGAGAAGAAGCUCUCAACGAGACGCCGCUUGUACAAGCAUCACUUGCGUUCAACGCAUUGCGCAUCAAGGCGGCAUUUGACUACCAAGCAUUCUUGGUGGCCGACAUUACAUCUCUAGAGUUUCUGAUGUACAACGUUCGAGAGCGACGUGACGGCAACGGAGACCGACUGGUUGCAAUUUUCGACGGCGAAGCUGUGCAGGUGUUUGGGACGACAACAUCAGUAGCACAAGCCGUGGCGCUCUAUCAAGCACUACAGAAGCUGAUUGAAGAGCGGAGGGAGAACUUCAAGUCGUCGUUGCGAGAGAUUGAAAAGUUUAUGAAGCGCAAAUCCCUCAACACACGUACUGCACUACAAACGUCUCCCGUCGUGCCGAAGCUACCGGUGGAUGAUACACUGUCCAAGUCACCCAUCUCUUUGGAUACUGACGUGGUGGUGACUUUGAAGGCUCUGAACUUGGGCGUCUUCCCGAGCACCUUUUCCGACCACCAAGUAUUCAAGAUGGAAGCUCUCAAUGCGUAUGCCCGAUUCGCAGCCAGCAUUGAACAGCGACGAAUUCAUAGCAUUCUGCGUAUGACACUGGGUCAGCUGCGGAUCGGUCUAGCCGGUGUUCGAGAUGUCGAAGCGCCCAAGAUGCUUAAUGAAAUGACGGUUGAGGAUGUCGUCCAAAGAGCUACCGGAUCCCGUGGCGGUACGAUUCUCAAGGUCCCCCGUGUCGAAGCCGUGAUGGAGACGUGGCAGAAACCAACCAGCAAUCACAUCGACUACAUUUUCAAGAGCGCAUUCGAAGGCAAAGUAGAAGUAGGGUGGAACUACUCUCGCAUCAGUUACAUCCGCGGCAUGUGGGCUAACCACUCGAAAUCACUGGAACAAACCUGGGGUCGUCAACUACCAAUGACGGCAGUGAAGAUUACUGGUGUCCCGGAAGCCGAAGGCGAUGGCGAGCAGCAAAAGAUUACGGCAGAAGUCACAGUCCCGCAGUCCAAGUACGACUACCUGGCUCUUGAGCCACCGGUGAUUGAAACGCCACAGUUACGUGAUAUGGGUGAGGCAACGCCUCCUUUGGAAUGGAUCGGAUUGCAUCGCGAUAGGCUCCCCAAUCUGACGCAUCAGAUUGUGAUUGUGUCGUUGUUGGAGUUGGCGGGAGAGGUUGAGGAUGCGUAUUCUAGGAUCUUGGGGUCUACUUGA